Molecule: messenger RNA, 3498 nt
Organism: Synchiropus splendidus (mandarinfish)
Lineage: Eukaryota; Metazoa; Chordata; Actinopteri; Syngnathiformes; Callionymidae
Gene: pcyt1ba
Product: phosphate cytidylyltransferase 1B, choline a
Exons: 8
Coding region: 256-1317 (353 amino acids)
Biological process (GO): CDP-choline pathway
Molecular function (GO): choline-phosphate cytidylyltransferase activity; phosphatidylcholine binding
Source: RefSeq, a predicted model, not a curated record
CUUGUCCCAGAUUCGGGCCUCGUUGACGGUUGUUGAACAAUGAUAACACAAAGGAUGUUUUGUCCCUCAGGCGGACUUGAAUCCGAUUACUUACAAGCAGUCUAAGAAGUAGGAACCUGCCCUCGUUCUGAAACACCCUAUGGCAUUUUAACCAGAUAUAUUUUUUUCAAUUAUCACUUCGAAUAACGAAGAAGUGCAGCUCGUCAUUUCUUGGCUCUCUGAGGACAUCGCUUAUUCUUGCAUUCAUACGACGCCAUGGUCAGACAGAGACGCGAACGACACCAGUCCGGACGAAGAAAGGAAUCACUAAAGACUCUGACGGAGCCGGCCAUCUUUGCCAGAGAGACCAGUUGUGAUUGCCGCGCCCCACAUGAGAAACUCACCAUCGCUCAAGCUGCCCGAGGGACCCCAGUGGACCGACCAGUCCGAGUCUACGCUGACGGCAUCUUUGACCUGUUCCACUCCGGCCAUGCUCGCGCACUCAUGCAGGCCAAGAACCUUUUUCCAAACACCUACCUCAUAGUGGGAGUGUGCAGCGAUGAGCUCACCCACAAGUACAAGGGCUUCACCGUCAUGACCGAAACUGAACGUUACGAAGCGCUGAGACACUGCCGCUACGUCGACGAGAUCUUAAGAGAUGCACCGUGGACGCUUACGCCUGAAUUUCUCGAAAAACACAAGAUCGAUUUUGUGGCUCAUGAUGAUAUCCCAUACUCCUCAGCAGGAAGUGAGGACGUGUACAAACAUAUCAAGGAGGCCGGGAUGUUUGUCCCGACACAGCGAACAGAGGGAAUCUCCACCUCCGACAUCAUCACCAGAAUCGUAAGAGACUAUGACGUUUAUGCUCGGCGAAAUCUCCAGCGAGGCUACACAGCCAAGGAGCUCAACGUCAGUUACAUCAACGAGAAGAAAUAUCGACUCCAGAACCAAGUGGACAGGAUGAAGGAGAAGGUCCGAACAGUGGAGGAGAAGAGCAAACAUUUUGUGUAUCGAGUGGAGGAGAAGAGUCAUGACCUCAUUCAGAAGUGGGAGGAGAAGUCCAGAGAGUUUAUUGGGAACUUCCUCGAGCUUUUUGGCCCCGACGGAACGUGGAAACAAGUGUUCCAGGAACGCAGCGGACGCAUGUUGUCCUACGCCCUGUCUCCCAGAGACUCCCCCUGCAACAGCCCCCCCAGAGAACUGUCCCCCCUGCGCUCACCCUCGCCCCCAUCCCCACCCACCCGCUGGCACAGCGCGCGGCCCUCACCCCCAACCUCCCCUAAAGGAGCAUCCGCUUCGAUUAGCAGCAUGAGUGAAGGUGAUGAAGACGAGAAGUAGUGCACACACACACACACACACACAAACGAGAAGUGUCUCAAUACACACACUCAGCUUCUAAAAACACACUGGACACUGAAACCAUAAUUCUUACCGGGAGCCGCCGAGGCAGACGGUGACUGCUGUUUCUUGCUCUGUGCUGCUGAGAGAUGAAGCCAUCAUUGUCUCUGUUGUCCUGGCAACCAGACAGGCAGGAGAGAAGGAGGACCAAGGGUCAUGAACCAAGAGGAUCAUCCUCAGUGGUGGGGAGUAUUCUAACAAUCCAGACUGCCCUCUAUCCAACUCCUGGUCCCUCCAUUUUGGUUUCCCUCUAAUUUUAUACAAUUCAACAGUUUCUUUUGAAUGAUUUCCACUUCACUCGUCCACUGUGCCCACAAGGUACACAAAUGCAUCUUAGUUGUAGUCACCUCUACAAUUCCACUAUUAAAAACUGACUUAUUUAUGAUGUUGAUUUACAAAUAAAUGGAUGUAUAAGGGAAACCGAGAUGAUGCCAAUCUAACCUUCAAUCAGCAAUCUCACCGUCCACCAAACUCAUGAAAGCCUUGGGAACUUGCAUCAUUUCAGUUUUCGUUUUGUCAUCUGUAGCAAGCGUUCUUUAACUAUUCCUCAUGUAUUUGUCAGUCAACACUUGAAAAGACAUGACUCAUGGACAGAGAUAGCAUGAGACAGCAGAGCCUUUAGAUCUAAAUAAGUAACCAGAGCGAUAAAGUUACAGACUCAGCGAAACGUGGCGUACACGCUGAAUGUUGAAAAUGCAUAUGUGUUUAACUGAAUUGGAAAAUUGUUGCAGUGCAUUAUGACCUUUUUUUUCACAGUUGGCUCUCAAUAGUAGAAAUAUGAAAUGGUGCCGCAGGCACAUUGACCUUGACGUUUUAGAUAAGGGAACAUAUAUGACCAUAAAUAAUCCUUCAUAUGUGCAUUAGCUGCACAUAAGCCAGUUAUUAUUCAUUACAAAGUACUGAUGAACAUCUUGUUAAGCCUGACUGUACUUUACCCUGCAAUGAUCCUAUAUGUCCAUCAAGAGAGCUGUGUGAUGUCAACAGAACUGCCACCACUAUGAGUCCAUAAUGCACUGCAACAGAAGCACCAAUGGCUGAAAUACGGAUGUGACAUACGGGUUGGCUGGGAAACGACAAUUGAUAUAAAACACAUAGAAAAUGUAAUCGCUAUAAAGCAGUGAUGAUAGACCACAUAAAUUGUAGGCACCUUACAUUUGGAAUGACAAAUAAAGAAAUGAGUGAAACCUCACUCAGUCUUAGGUUGUGAAAACAAGCUAUUUAACAGACAGAAAAUUGACACAAAUACGAGCCCUGGUUUUCCAUUGCAAGCUCAUUGAGUGCCUAAAGGUGACGGCCCAGGCUGACUUUACGUUUCUGCUUCCCUCCUGCGACGUCAUUCUUCUUAUUGCUGGCUGCAAAUAAUGAGUGUACUUGAAAUGAAGCGCUCAACAUGAAUGUAGACUACAGUGAAACCCACGCAGUCACAACUUCAGCCUCACAUCCAGGGGAAAUUUUUGACUCAGCUAAUAGAGCAUGGAGGACUUGCGUCUGGAGAUCAGACAUCCACGUCUCUGGGAACAAAUCUUCCAUUCAAGGCAAUAACAUGCAGGUUGCACAAAAAGCACCUUUUAGAAUGGCAAAAAAAACGCUCAUCUUUAAAUGCUUUAAUUCAACCUCAGAAACCCACAGCUGGAAACAUGUGAUUGUGAAGGAUUCCAGAACAGCAAUGAGGAGUUUCAAGUAAGGUGGUUGCAAUUUGGGAUCUCCUGAGAGUAAUGGGUCUUAAUUUGAGAGCAGAUGUGGUUCGAGCGUGCAGAUCCUUAUCAUCAAAGCGACGCCACAAACUAUACAACUCCUCACGGUCACCAGAGGAACCGUGUGGGCUCGCUUUCAACCCAAAUCUGAUGUGUUCGCUGGAGACGACUCCGUUACUUGAAAUCUGAGAUGAUCUAUCAGGUCUUCAAAAGAUGAAGCUCCUCUACAACUGUGGACAUUUUCGCUUCUCAGGCUGGAGUUGAUCACUUCCAACCCAAUAAUACGACACUGUAAUGCAAUGUAGAGACCUUUAACCUCUUGUACAAACAUGUUACUCUGCACUACGUGUACAAACUCUGUGUCUUGUCAUUUCUGGAUUUUAAAAUGGAUGACUUUGGAUGUGUAAAUACAUGUUGAAGAAAGGGA